GGCUCCAAAUCCAGUUUGCAAAUAAAAAUGGUUGUCCUUGCUGGAGUGAAGUCUCUUUACCACAGAGGAGUGUAUUUGCAGCUGUCAAGGACUUCCUGCUUCCUACCUGAGUAGGAAACAGACAAAUCCUUGUACAUGAGUUCAAGCACCUCUUGUUCAAGAGUCUCUGGCUUCCUCUGGAUGACUGGUGUUCUGCUAACUGUGAUUUUUUACAGAGACUUCACCUCCUCAGGCCCAAAGAAUUGACAUGAAAGCACCUUUUUAGACAUUAAAUUUAAGGUUUUCUAGGAUGAGACAACCCUGUCUCCACUUGCUCCUUUCUCUUGCACGCUGUUCAUUAUUUCUCUGUGACACUUUGCCUGCGAGCAGCACUGUGCUGGCAGUUGUUCUUUCAGGGUUACCCAGCUCUACCUGUUUCUUUUUCCUUUAAAUCCCCCCAUGUGCCUUUGUUCUCCCUCAAGAUUUCAGUCCCUUGUUACAUGCAGUCUGACCCACUGGUCACAGUUCUGUACGUCCUCUUUGAGCCAACACCUUUGAAGAAGGAUGGCUUUAACCAGUAAGAGUGGGGGCAGAUUCUGGAGGUUUAGGUUCUGUUCCUUCCUCUGCUAUGGAUUUCCCAUUUGACUUUGGACAUGUAGCUACAUCCCCAAGCCUUUAUCAUCUCCUAGGAAGGGGUUUGGGAGGUCAUAAUGCCAAUUUCUCCUUGUUCUUAUGAAUUCUCCUAGUUUGGUUGAUAGUUCCCAGCUAGAGGAGCUUAAAACCUAAUUAGACAUGAUCAUUAUCUCUUCUCAUUUUUGUCUGUGCCACAGAAAGUCCCUGCUGGGUUCUCUCUAGGUUACUGUAAUGCAAACAGUAAGUUCUUACUUGAAAUUAAAAGCAUUUACUAUAAACUGUUUUCUCCUUCAAUAGAAACACAAAAGCAGCAACUUGGGCUGAACUCUGUUUUCUGCUUCAUGUGAGAUUUGUUCUAUACUUUUUCCCCAGGAAAACAGCUUUGAUUAAUAUUUCAAGCAUUUUAUAACACUAAAAGCCAAACAACAGCAUAGAAAAGCUGAUUAUGCAGAAAUGAAAGCCAACUACAAUCUAAAGGUCAGAAGGCAAAUGUGCCUAUGUCAAGCACUACAUACCUUUUGGUUCUUGAACCUGGCAGCUGGAGGAAAAUCAACAUUGCACAAAAACCAAUAAUCCCUGUAACGAAUCCUCUGUUUACUGGAAAAUUCUUAUGUAAGUGUUAACAGGUCAGGUGAAAUCCUACAUACUGUACACUUCUGCUUAGCACCAUUCUAACAGGAAUAAGACAACAUCAGUGGACCACAAUGGGAUUUUCUUCAAUGUGAAGCACUUUUGUUUGGUCAGUGUAAAUGGUUCCUACCAGACAAAUGCCACAGGCACAGAAGAGAUGUGCAACUGAGCCUGCUAUACCGUAUUUCCAUUACCAGCUCCUGAUGGAGAGGCCUGGGGCUAUCUGGUUGUGGACUUUAAGUGAUGGUUCAACAUUGUAGCAGUGCAGAAAACUAAGAUUUAAGAUUCUUGAAUUAAGAAGAUGAUUUGGACUCCUCAGAAAGUUUAACCCCAAGAGAAUUUGUUAUCUGAGCUGGAAAAAAAGUGCACAGGAACCCACUGCUCUUCUGAACCCACCAACCACCUCCUUACUGCUGAUUUUGCAAGGAUUAACGUGUACUUGCUGCACAUCCACGUGGAAGCAGAAUUUGAACUCCCCUGGGUUUUUGGUGGUCUCUGAAGAAAUGCUUCGUAUUUGUGAAAGUGGGACACCAAAGGAACGAGCAGCACCAGAAAAUACAGCAAAAAGACUUCAACUAUUUAGUGACAGCUUCAAGACCUGAGCAAGGUUUAAAGGAGCCAGAUGAAUUAGAAGAUUGUAAAAGUAUCUCCUCUUUCUCGGAAGCAGAUUGACAGAGAUAAUGAUGCCAUUACAUUUGAAAAUAACAUCCAGCAACUGAGCCCAUCUGAAGAGGGGGAAGGAGAGAAAGUUUUUUCCACUGUUGGGCAAACAAAGAGUCAGAGCUGCAAAGGGGGUGAUGAUUUGUCAGACUUAUUCAAUGAAAGUAAAGAACAGGAAUAUCCAUCUGCAUCAGAACAAACAGUUGUAAGAAAUCUCAAGAAUCUUAAAUUUGAGGCUCAUGCUCCACAUCAGGAAAAAGAUUCAGGAGCACCAGAAAGCUGGGAAUAGCUUAACCUGCCAUUUCCAAAUCUUUGCAUAAACUUACUUAAUGCUAAUUACACAGUUGUUGUCAAGAAGUUUGUUGUACAGGUUGUAAGUCUUAAUGAUGGUAUUGAGAGAGGAAGUCUCAUCCUGUCUUGGAGGAGAAAAAGAACAUUUUAACUGUUUUUUCUGCACAUUCACCUCAGUCAAGUUAUCAAGUCUUAGGCGUCAUUUGAAAACCCAUUCAGAUGAGAAACGUCACGUGUGUCACCUCUGCCCCAAGGCCUUCCGUACAGCAACUCUGCUGCAUAACCAUGUGAACACACAUACAGGGAACAAACCCCAUAAAUGCAGUGAGUGUGACACAGCAUUUGUGACCCGAGGGGAGCUUUCACGACACAGGAGGUACAAACACACUUUGGAGAAGCCUUUCAAGUGCACAGUAUGUGAAUACUCCAGUGUAGAAGCCAGCAAGAUGAGACGCCACGUUCGCUCGCACACGGGAGAGCGGCCCUACCCCUGUCACCUGUGCAGCUAUGCAAGCAAAGAUACCUACAAACUGAAAAGGCACAUGUUAACUCACACAGGUGAGAAACGCUAUGAAUGUUAUGUUUGCCAAACCAGAUUCACUCAAAGUGGUACCAUGAAAAUCCAUAUGUUACAGAAGCAUGGAGAAAAUGUGCCAAAACACCAAUGUCCACAUUGUAGUACUUUCCUUUCCCGAAAAAGUGAUUUGGGUGUCCACCUGAGGAAUCUGCAUUCCUACAUGGAAGAGGCAGUGAAGUGCAGGGACUGUGAGGCAGCUUUCCACGAGCGCUACGCUUUCCUUCAGCACAGGAAGACUCACAGGAACGAGAAAAGAUUCAGAUGUGCUCAGUGCAGCUGCACAUGUAACCAGAGUAAUAUGUGUAAGCAUGCUGAAAAUUGUGGAUUGGUGAGGGCAAAAACUGCUACAUCCAGAAAAGGAAGCAAAGGCAAAAAUAAAAUCCAUGAGCACCCGAAGCGUGCUAACCCAGAAGUUGCCCUGAAAUCGUUGCAGGAUGACUCUACUGUGGAAAAUGAGCAUUGUGCCAGUGAGAUUGUUCCUGUUUUAGAUGGGGCAGAAGCAGCAGCUCCUGGGGAGCACAGAACAGAAGCAACUUAUUAAAUGGAUCCUCAACAUGAUGGACAAUUAAUGCAUAAAGAGACUGGUCUUGUUCUCAGUAGCUGUAACUGAGCAGUUCAAAGUGUGGAACUACCUCCAGUUGGAAAGGUAGAAAAGAUGAAGUUGGAAGCUGUUGAAGCCCUUCUGUGCUCAUGUUUCUUCUUGCUGGAAUUUCUUUUGUGUGGCCUAAAUGCCAUUGCAAAGUGUGGAAGUUAGAGGCAACUUUCACCUGGUUUAUUACAUACCUGUAAUAACAGAAUGGGAAAAAACAGCUGAUUUCAAAAUCAUUUAUUGAAGAAUGGAUGCGUUGUUUCACCUUGCAUUCGUUUUUUUCCAGGUUUACUCACAGAAUUGCAGACUGAUCUGAGACAAAUUUCUCUCUCAGUAUCACUGAGAGCUGCCUGAAUUUCAGUGUUUAUACUUUGCUGAGGGGAGCACAUGAAAGGCAAUGAUUUUUUGCUACAUUUACUAAAUCUCCUUUCUGCAAACACUUUCGUUUCUAGUGGAAUUCAUGACGCAAUAGAAUGCAUGAUGCAAUUUGGUUGAAAAGCACCGUUUUUUAUGUCUCAUACUGCUGAUAAUUAGAAACUCGUCUUUUGUCUGAGUUUUUCUCAGCUCAUUUAGCUGGGCAGACAGAACUGCAUGGCAAAAAUGAAGCAGGAACGGGUGGCAGAGAAGUGUGGAGGACCCCCACAUUCUGGGAAUGUGAAACCUUCUGUGACCUUAAGCUGACUCUGGGAUCUGUUUUCUCUGUCCCUCUAACCAGCCUUGCAAGUGUUCCCAUGUAAGUUUGUGAUCCUCCAUUUAGCACCAGAUCCAAGCCACACCCACGACUUUGAUUCUAAUUAGCUCUUCAAUGAAGCACAAUUGUGUUAUUUAGGAAAGUUCAUGUUUAUAGUAUACUUAAAAAUCAGAAAAACAUUUAACUGUCAAAUACAAUUCUCUAACUUUCCUUAGGUUAUAAGACCUACUGGGUUUAACUCUUAAUAAUUACUAGAGUCAUUACAGUAAGUACUAUUAAUUUUCAUGAUUCAUUACAAUGAUCACAAUUGCCAUUUAUGCACUGUUCACACUUUUUUUUUGUCAUUUAUAAUUAAUACUUGGAAGCCUCCUCAUAAAAUCUUAAAUACUUUUUAAAUAUUCAUCUUUAAUGCUGUUAUUCUUAUGUUACAUUCCAUUAUAAAUAAGCACCAGCAUAACUAAAUAUUAUUAGGUCAUGAAACAACUAAAUUUAAUUGAAAUGCCAAACCCUCAUCCCAAUUUCAAGAUUAACAUCUAUGUUUAACUUCAUUAUGGUGUGGAAUUUGACCAGUAUUAAAUGGUUUGGGUUUGCAUGUUGGACAGGCUGUGGUUGCUGGUUCUGCUGCUGUGGUCAGGGACAGAGAAUUCCUGUGCUGUGCUGAGCUGCAGGCUCACAGCAGCUGCAAUUUCUAACUUUUUUUUUACUUGGAACGGCCUGUUAAAAAUGAAACUUUAAGUUUUUGCCAGUUGGUUUAUGAACAUCUUUAUCCUGUACAUGGUAAAGUGUCUAAAUGCCUGUUCUAGGAUAACUUCUUUAAUUCAGCAGCUGUUCUGUGACCCAAAGCAGUGCCAGGAGCUUUAAGAGCCACAAUGUCCCCAGGAUCUCUGGGCUCGGGGUGAGCAGAUAAGGGAGGAUGUUUGCAUUAGCAGGAGAUAAUUGCAGUCUUACAGUAAAUAAUCCCAUUUAGAGAGACCUCACCAAAAGCCUCACCUAGACCUUCCACAGUCAUCUCUGUCAAACACGGGAAUUACCACUUUGGUAACAAAAACCUCCUUCAGUUUUGUAGCAAACCCUGAGGAAUCAGAGGGCUUGGAUUCAUUGAAAUUCUUCAUUGGUUUUGUCCCUCCAUUACAGAGCUGUUAUUUCACUGUUUACACAUUUUCAUAUUGAUUGCUCUGUGCCUUUUUUCAUGCUGGAGAAAUUUCAGUAAAUUCAUUUGUUCUUACCAGUGACAGGACUUAAGAAUACUUUUGUUCAUGAUAAUUGCUUAAAUAAUAUUGUUAACUUUAUUCUUGUUGUGCUGUUUCCAUUUGUGUUAUAAACUCUAAGCAGCAGAUUGCUUUGUGAAAAUUAAUUUUAGAAGUUGUUUAAAUUCUUUGAUCAAUUUGCUGAAUAUAUAUUGUUCAUUUGAAUUGUUAAUAACAAAGCUGAUUCAUUCUGUGCUGACAUCUAAAAAUCAGACUACAGAGAGUGGAAUGUGAAUGUAGUAAUAAAAGAUAUUUUUAUCUCUGAACUUUCAAAUUAUUAUUUCUGUAGCUAGAAGCUAUAAAUGUGUCAUUUUGGAAAUCAAGAAAGAAUGCUUUGACCUCCUCAGGAGCCAUUCCUAAUGGCCUUAUGCUUUUUAACAGCAGUGAUUGUUCUUCAUGAUUGAGAAUUUGCAUAACUAUGCAAAUAUUUGCAUCGCUAUUCUGAUUUCUAUUUUACGAAGAUAACUUAAUUUCAUUACAUUACCUAUUUUAGACCAGUAGAUAUGUAUUAAUACCUUUUAAAGCAAUAGCUAUUCUGAACAGAUGCCAAAUGUAAAAUAUUUUAAUUUACUAAUUGUGGAGGAGUUGUUAAAUACACAGGAAUUAUUCAUGUCUGAAACAGAUAAUACUGGAGUGUUCUGUAGCAUUAUGUAACAGUGUUCUGAGGUAAUCCAGUUAUUUGGGAAAGAAAAGGAAACUUGCAUUCCGAGUUUCCUCUGCAAGCUUGAAAUUGUCUAUGCUUUAAAUAGUUAAUGUGUGAGGAAAUAAAGUUUUGCACAGACCCAGCAGAUAAAAAGCAAAGAAAGAGUAGAACCAGGCCUUUGGAUACGUUUUUUUACUAUUUAGGCUCUGUAAU
Molecule: messenger RNA, 6153 nt
Organism: Poecile atricapillus (Black-capped chickadee)
Lineage: Eukaryota; Metazoa; Chordata; Aves; Passeriformes; Paridae
Gene: CTCFL
Product: CCCTC-binding factor like
Exons: 13
Coding region: 2286-3311 (341 amino acids)
Biological process (GO): regulation of transcription by RNA polymerase II
Molecular function (GO): DNA-binding transcription factor activity; RNA polymerase II cis-regulatory region sequence-specific DNA binding
Source: RefSeq, a predicted model, not a curated record